AUGGGGGAAAAGAGGGUUGUUCCUGGACCUUUAAAACAACUUUUAAAUGUAGAUGCUGCAAUUACCACUGUUUUUUGUCGUAUCUUGGAAAAUUACAUGUCUCCAACCAAGUUCAGAACUCAUUUCAAAGGACUUGAGAUUUCAUGCCAUAGUUUGCCUUGGAUUGCUACAUGGGUUGCUUUAUUUUGGAUUUUAUGGAAUCCACAUUUAUUUGAAAUGCAAGUUAAUUUUUUCAUAGGUUUAAUCAUUGACAUAUUAUGUGUGGCUAUAAUAAAAGCUGUUGUCAGAAGGAGACGUCCACCUGGUAACAAACCUGAUAUGUUUUUGACUGUUGGUUCUGAUAUAUAUUCUUUUCCUUCUGGACACGUUUCCCGUGCUGUGUUCAUAAGUUUAUUUUUCUCACAACUAUACCCACUGGGCAAUAUUUUAUCAAUCCUUCUGUACACAUGGGCAAUUUUAGUGGCCAUUUCGAGAGUUCUUUUAAAAAGACAUUAUCUCCUGGAUGUUACCGGUGGAGCUAUUCUUGGAUUUAUCGAAGUAGGCAUUAUUUCAGUAAUUUGGCUAAACAAAAGAAGUUCUGUUUCUAUAAUCAACUGGCUUUCAGAAGAAAAAGUGACACUUGAAGGUCUUCACGAUGCUGUAGAAAUUGACAUUGACUAG
Molecule: messenger RNA, 660 nt
Organism: Nezara viridula (southern green stink bug)
Lineage: Eukaryota; Metazoa; Arthropoda; Insecta; Hemiptera; Pentatomidae
Source: the annotation of a GenBank genome assembly